CUCUAAUUUUGUUGGACGUGUCACGUCAGCCGGUUGUCUGACGUUUGAUUGUGUGGAAGGAUUUUAUUUUAUGGGAUUUUUCGCGUAUAUCUCUAAAUUAGACUAGAGAUAUGCUUACAAAGUUUGAAACUAAGUCGGCGAGGGUGAAAGGUAUAUCCUUUCAUGCGAAGCGGCCAUGGGUUUUGGCUAGUUUACACAAUGGUGUGAUACAGCUAUGGGAUUAUCGUAUGUGUACUUUGUUGGAGAAAUUUGAUGAGCAUGACGGUCCUGUGCGUGGAAUAUGCUUCCACAUUCAACAACCGCUCUUCGUGUCUGGUGGGGACGAUUAUAAGAUUAAGGUAUGGAACUACAAGCAGAGGCGUUGUCUGUUUACCUUGUUGGGCCAUUUGGACUACAUCCGCACAACAUUCUUUCAUCAUGAAUAUCCAUGGAUCUUGAGUGCUUCCGAUGACCAGACAAUAAGAAUAUGGAACUGGCAAUCCAGACAGUGCAUCAGUGUGCUAACUGGCCAUAAUCAUUAUGUGAUGUGUGCACAAUUCCACCCAACAGAAGAUCUUCUGGUUUCUGCCUCUUUGGAUCAGUCUGUGAGAGUAUGGGACUUCUCAGGUCUUAGAAAGAAGAGUGUAGCUCCAGGACCCACCGGUCUUGCUGAACAUUUGAGGAAUCCACAGGCUACAGACCUCUUUGGACAGCAACUGAUAUUGCAGGCUGAUGCUGUCGUCAAACAUGUCUUGGAGGGCCACGACCGAGGAGUGAACUGGGCCUCCUUCCACCCAAGCCUGCCGCUCAUAGUAUCGGCCGCUGACGACCGACAGGUCAAACUCUGGAGGAUGAACGAUGCCAAGGCUUGGGAGGUGGACACGUGCCGUGGCCACUACAACAACGUCUCCUGCGUGCUCUUCCACGCAAGACAUGAGCUGAUCCUCUCCAACAGUGAGGACAAGUUCAUCAGAGUCUGGGACAUGACCAAGAGGACCUGCCUACACUCCUUCAGGAGAGAACAUGAGAGAUACUGGGUAUUAGCUGCCCAUCCAACACUGAAUCUGUUCGCGGCUGGUCAUGACGCGGGUAUGGUGUUGUUCAAACUGCAGCGGGAGAGGCCUGCAUACGCCGUGCAUAAUAACAUUCUUUUCUACAUCAAGGACAGACAACUUCGCAAGUUGGAUAUGGCAACCAAUCGCGACUCGCCCGUGAUGCAAAUCAAAGGAGGUGGACGCAAUCAGCCAUACAGUAUGUCGUUGAACCACGCGGAAUGGUGCGUGCUGGUGAACUGGCGAGUGGGAGACAACAGUUCGUACGAGCUGUACGCGGCGCCGCGCGACGGGGCCGAGCCGCCCAGCGCAGACCCCGCGCGGGGACAGGCCACCACCGCCGUCUGGGUCGCCAGGAACAGGUUCGCGGCGCUCGAAAAGAAUAAUCAGCUCGUGAUCAAAAACUUGAAGAAUGAGGUGUCAAAGAAGAUAUCUACGCCUACAUGUGAGGAGAUCAUGUACGCCGGUACAGGAAUGUUACUGCUUCGAGAACCAGACGCUGUGCAACUGCUUGAUGUACAACAGAAGAGGACCAUUGCCUCCGUAAAAAUAUCGAAGUGCCGCUACGCCAUAUGGAAUUCGGACAUGUCAUUGGUUGCCUUACUGGGCAAGCACACAGUAACACUUUGUACUAAGAAACUCGAGCAACUGUGUACGAUCACAGAGGGCGCUAGAGUCAAGUCUGGCGCAUUUGAUGAUUCCACGCCUCAACCUGUGUUCAUAUAUACCACUGCUAAUCAUAUCAAGUAUUGCUGUAAAGAUGGGGACUACGGCAUCAUCCGCACGCUGGACGUGCCGGUGUACCUGGUGCGGGUCCAGGCGGGCGACGCCGGCGCGCGCGUCGUCUGCCUCGACCGCGACUGCAGGCCCAAGGUCCUCAGCAUCGACCCCACCGAGUACAGGUUCAAGUUAGCGUUGGUGACGCGUCAGUACGACCAGGUUCUGCACAUGGUGCGCACUGCCAAGCUCGUCGGACAGAGCAUUAUUGCUUACCUUCAGGAGAAAGGUUACCCCGAGGUAGCGCUGCACUUCGUGAAGGACGCGCGGACGCGGCUGUCGCUGGCCCUGCAGUGCGGGAACAUCGACGUCGCGCUGGACGCUGCCAAGAGUCUCGACGAGCCCGCCGCAUGGACCAAGCUGGCUAACGCAGCAUUAGCUACUGGAAACCAUCAGAUAGUUGAGAUGUGCUACCAACGCACAAAGAACUUCGACAAGCUCUCCUUCCUGUACCUGAUAACUGGCAACCUGGACAAGUUGCGCAAAAUGAUGAAGAUCGCCGAGAUACGCAAGGAUGUCUCCGCCCAGUUCCAAGGGGCGCUACUGCUUGGAGAUACCAGGGAGACCAUAAGGCUACUGAAGAAUGCUGGACAGAUCUCUCUAGCCUACCUCACGGCAAUCAACCACAAACAGCUAGAAGAAGCUGAGCAACUCAAGGCUAUGUUGGAAGCAGCCAAUUUACCCAUCCCAGAACCGAACCCCGAUGCGCAGUUACUAAGACCACCAAUACCGGUCCACAACCAACAACCUAACUGGCCAUUGUUAGCGGUUUCAAAGAGUUUCUUCGAGGUAGCGGGCGGGGCGCGCGCGGGGGCGGACAGUACCGCGGUGACGGCCGCCCACAGCGACGAGCCGCUCGAGGCCGCCGGCGCCUGGGGGGACGACGACGACGACGUCCUGCAGGAGAAUAAGGGUGAAGGCGAUGAAGGCGAGGAAGUGAUGGAAGACGCGUGUGACGACGGAGGCUGGGACGUUGGUGAUGAGGACUUGGAGCUGCCUGAGGAACUGGCACCUGUUUCUGCGGAUAUAGACGGUGGCGAGGAGAGCUCGGAAUACUUCGUGGCGCCGACCCGCGGCGCCAGCGCCGCCCUGGCGGGCAAACUGCGUACUGCACACGAUCACAUCGCCACUGGACAGUUCGAGAUAGCGCUCAGACUAUUGAACGAGCAAGUGGGUAUAGUGAACUUCGAGCCGUAUUUGGACAAGUUCGUGGGCAUGUUCGGUCGCGCGAGAUUGACGUUUGGGGCGCUAGCGUCGCUGCCUCCACUCCCCGCCUCGCUGCAUCGCAACUGGAAGGAGGCCAGUGGGAGGGAUCUACUGCCUGUUGUCACCGCCAAACUAAACGACUUAGUAACGCAACUCCAGCAAUGCUACCAGCUGACUACGGCGGGCAAGUUCACGGAGGCCGUCGAGAAACUUCAGCGCAUCGCGCAAUCAGUUCCCUUGCUACACGUCGACACCAAGCCUGAACUCACCGAGGCACAGCAACUACUCAACAUUGCCAGAGAAUACCUCCUAGGUUUGCAGAUGGAGACAGCUAGAAAAGCCAUGCCGAAGAACACGCUAGAAGAGCAGAAACGCACGUGUGAGAUGGCGGCUUACUUCACCCACUGCAAGUUACAACCUGUCCACCAGAUACUGACUCUUAGGACGGCCCUCAACAUGUUCUUCAAACUCAAGAACUUCCGAACGGGCGCCUCCUUCGCACGCAGACUGCUAGAACUCGGCCCUCGCCCCGAAGUCGCGCAACAAGCCAGAAAGAUCCUACAAGCAUGUGAAAAAUCUCUCACAGACGAACACCAACUCUUAUAUGACGAACAUAAUCCAUUCAAUAUAUGCGGUAUAAGUUACAAGCCCAUCUAUAGAGGCAAACCCGAGGAGAAGUGCUCUCUAUGCGGCGCCAGCUUCCUCCCCGAACACAAAGGCAAGCUCUGCCCCGUCUGUGGCGUUGCAGAAAUAGGCAAAGACGUCAUCGGCCUCAGAAUCUGCCCCCUACAGUUCCAGAGAUAAACUUCAACAAACUUACCAUAUAAUAUAUACUUAAUGAUAAUGAAAUUAUUGUGUAAGAUUAUAGAAUAAAGUAUUGUAUCACGUUUUUUGUAAUAAUUUAUUUCGAAUAACAUCUCGAUUUAUACUUAUAGACAAAUUAUUUAGAUUUUAUUAUUAUUAUUAUUGAUUUGUUAAACGUCGACUGGCUUUACUUCCUUUGUUCUGAAACAUAAAAGCUUGUGUUAUGUA
Molecule: messenger RNA, 4046 nt
Organism: Spodoptera exigua (beet armyworm)
Lineage: Eukaryota; Metazoa; Arthropoda; Insecta; Lepidoptera; Noctuidae
Source: the annotation of a GenBank genome assembly